UCCCUUACCCUCCACGCCAUUCUACUGAGUCGGCGAAUUCUCCUCUUCUACAUAAACGCGCUCCCUUCUUCUCUUCUUCUUCAUCUCAAGAAUCAAGAAUCAAACAUCUGUUUUUCUUUUGAAUUUUCUCUGUGUCAAAUAGAAUCGUCUCUUUCCUUUUUUUCUUUCAAAUAUGCAGAUCUUCGUCAAAACCUUAACCGGUAAAACUAUUACUCUCGAGGUGGAGAGUUCUGAUACCAUCGAUAAUGUCAAGGCCAAGAUCCAAGAUAAAGAAGGAAUUCCACCUGACCAACAAAGGUUGAUCUUCGCCGGAAAGCAACUCGAAGACGGCCGUACUUUGGCCGAUUAUAACAUCCAGAAGGAGUCUACUCUUCACCUAGUUCUCCGUCUCCGUGGCGGUAUGCAAAUCUUUGUCAAAACCCUCACCGGCAAGACCAUAACUCUUGAGGUCGAGAGCUCCGACACAAUUGAUAACGUAAAAGCCAAGAUCCAAGAUAAGGAAGGCAUCCCUCCUGAUCAACAGCGUCUGAUCUUCGCCGGAAAACAACUCGAAGAUGGCAGGACGCUUGCAGAUUAUAAUAUUCAGAAAGAAUCAACUCUUCAUUUAGUUCUCCGAUUGAGGGGAGGCAUGCAAAUCUUUGUGAAGACUCUGACGGGCAAGACCAUAACUCUCGAGGUGGAGAGCUCUGACACGAUCGAUAACGUCAAGGCCAAGAUCCAAGAUAAGGAAGGUAUCCCGCCUGAUCAGCAGAGGCUAAUCUUCGCCGGAAAGCAGCUCGAGGAUGGAAGGACGCUUGCUGAUUAUAACAUCCAAAAAGAGUCAACCCUUCAUCUGGUUCUCCGAUUGAGAGGGGGCAUGCAGAUCUUUGUAAAAACUCUCACCGGCAAGACCAUAACUCUAGAGGUCGAAAGCUCUGAUACGAUUGAUAAUGUGAAGGCCAAGAUCCAAGAUAAGGAGGGGAUUCCACCUGAUCAGCAGAGGCUGAUAUUUGCAGGGAAGCAGUUAGAGGAUGGACGUACUCUGGCCGAUUAUAAUAUUCAGAAAGAGUCCACCCUCCAUCUUGUGCUCCGUCUUCGCGGUGGUGAUGAUUGUUAGAUCUGAGAGAAAGUUGCCUGCUUCUGUUUCCUUCAUGUCUAGUGGUUUAAGGGUCCAAGUGGGUUCUUGUUGCCUACUUCCUGGUAAAAAGUUAUGUUCUUACUGUGUCUCUUAACACCAAUUGCAGUGGCGACAUGUUUUUCUUAUAUUAAGUUAGUAACUUCAAAUUUGGUUUCUCAAUUAUAAGCUUUCAGGUUUCGAUUUCAA
Messenger RNA from Ricinus communis (castor bean), 1303 nucleotides. Its product is annotated as polyubiquitin-like. Lineage: Eukaryota; Viridiplantae; Streptophyta; Magnoliopsida; Malpighiales; Euphorbiaceae. The transcript has a single exon. The record is from RefSeq and is a predicted model, not a curated record. The coding region runs from base 173 to 1096 and encodes 307 amino acids. Gene Ontology annotation, molecular function: ubiquitin protein ligase binding; protein tag activity. Gene Ontology annotation, biological process: modification-dependent protein catabolic process; protein ubiquitination. Gene Ontology annotation, cellular component: nucleus; cytoplasm.